UUCAAGAUGGCGGACUUAACACCUCGUGCAGAGGUGUUUGAAUGUUUUGAUUCCGGAGAGCUGAAAGGACGGGGAUUAAGAGCUAUAAAAGCAUUAACGCCCGGAGAUAAAGUACUGGAGUCUAUUCCGUUGGUCUACGUUUUAUGUAACAGUGUGAGAGGUCUGUGCUGUGAUUUUUGUUUCGCCAAAAGCGAAGACCUCCAGCGUUGUUCAAAGUGUAAAUUUGCUCGUUAUUGUAACCGUGAAUGCCAAAAGAGCGCUUGGAAGGAUCACAAAACCGAAUGCCAACUCACUUUGAAUAUUUCGCCAAAUAUUCCAACCGAUCUUGUACGACUCAUGGCGAGAAUCACACAACAGGAACAAACUGCUAAACCUUCGACGUCGUCUGUCCGAUCUGUGUACUCGAGUCUCGUCUCUCAUCAUGACAAGUUUAACGAUCAAAGAAAAGAAGCCUUCUCAGCUAUCUUGGUUGCUCUUAAACUCUUUACUGGCGAGGGCGAUUUACAUAAAUACUCAGAUGAUCAGCUAUUUGUCCUUUUUGGUAAAAUAUCCUGCAACAGUUUUACUAUUUGUGAUGCUGAACUGCAGCCCUUGGGUGUUGGCAUUUAUAAAAUUCCAUCCCUUCUCAACCACUCAUGUGUGCCAAACUGUGUCACUGUUUUCAGUGGCACAAAACUCCUUGUGCAUGCAACGGAAAAAAUCAAGCAAGGUGAUGAACUAACAAUAAGCUACACAGAACUGCUUUGCCCAAGCUACCAGAGGAAGGAAGACUUAGAAAGUCGUUAUUCAUUUGAUUGUCAUUGUUUGAAGUGUUUCUCACCACUAGAGGAAGAUGGACUUAUGUUGAGCCUGCAGUGUUCCGACUUUCAAUGCAAUGGAGCACUACCAAGGGAUUUGGCAGGAGGAGGCUUUGCUGAUUGCAACACAUGUGGUAAACAGAUAUCCAAUGAAGCGAUGGUAACAAAAGCAGAGGCAAUUAUCUCAAAAUCUGGUGAAGCUUUAAAGGAAAUAAAGGAAUUAGAGAAAACUGAUGACUAUAGAAGUAUUCUUGACCUUGCUAAGAAUAUCUUAGAAGAACAGAAAGAUAUCUUUCACAAAUUACAUUACAGCAGAAUUAGCAUUCUUGAUAAAGCUAUGGAUGCCUGCAUUAAUCUAGAGUUUUGGGACAGAGCCUUAGCUUUUGGACUUCAGACAAUGGAUGGAUACAAGCUCUAUUAUCCAAGGAAUCAUCCGAGUGUUGGCAUUCAGUUGUUCAGAAUUGGCAAACUUCAAGUCUACUUGGACAAAUUAAAAGAUGGUUUUCAGUCACUGCUGCAGGCAGAAGCGAUUCUGAAAGUAACUCACGGAAAUCACCCGCUUGUACAAGAGCUGAGGGCAAUGAUAGGUCAGACAUUAGAGGAACUCCGAGAAGAACAAAACAGAACAGUCCAAGGGAUGGAAUUAAUUUGAACUGAGAAAUUGGGAAGUUGGUUAUCGAAUGUUCUCUUCGAUGGCUGGAAAGCAUACGAGAAAAGUUCAGUCAUAUACGUUUAAACAUCCCACGUCUCGUUUUGAUAGUUAGGGCUCGUCAAAGUAAAUCGCGAGAACGUUUUUAGCCCGCGAUCGAGCGUUCUAGUUUGGGAGGAGCUUGAGAGUGUAGCAGCACAAGGACAAAAGGGUGCAUUUUGUUUUCCUCAUUUUGCUAAGUUUCAUUAGUGGGACAAAAGCUGCGAACUCGGUUGUUCCAAGCAAAACAGGCAUCAUUCCCGAUUGGUCAUCUCAUGGGGUCCCUUCGGGAAAGCUCAAAAUUUUCCUUUCAAUUUGUUGUCCCAAAUAUAGUGAACGGAAUGUGUGACAACACUUUCAGAGAGUUUGAGAAGAUUUGAUUGCAAAUGUCCCUAUUUUUGAGGGUUAAAAGCUCCUGGCGUAAAGAAUGAAAGAUACAGAACAUUGUUCCAACUCCCGACUUAAAAUUACGGGAAAAAAUCGUAAACAAUUCUUCUUGCAAUAAAUCUUUUUUUAAUAGCUACGUCAACCUAAAAACAACGUGAAGUAGAAAUCUAAAAUGCUUCUUUGAUGAUAAACUAAUACAAUAAAUUUACUUGUAUUUAAGACUCGUAUGUUGGUGAUUUAGUAGUGGUAUGUUUCACUUGCAAAUACAAAUUAAGUGGUAAACUUUUUGGCUUUUUUAAUUUCUUUUCAAUUCACAAAUUCAUGUCGAAAUACUCUUCGCCAUAGAACGUUGAAAAUGAGGAAAUUAGUUUUUCCAGCUACUAAAGGAACACAAACUGAACCAAUUUCCGAACUGAAACAUGAAUUCCGAGGCAUUCCAUCAAACGCGAACUGCACCUAUCAAAAAAAAGGUACCAAAAAGACUAGGAGCUGAAAAAACAAAAUCAUUCUCAACAGAAAGAUUUAAGAAUAUUUCUUUGAGAUUUGGCGAAUAACGGUACCAAACUUGAAAUUUUUGGUAGAGUGAGACAUGACAUUUUUUCUCAACAUGCUACACAACAUACUCAGGGGAAUUAAUCAAAAUGAAACCCCUCCAAGACCUUUUACCGCCGUUCAAAAGAAACGCAAAAAUGUUGGCAUGUGACCAAAUGUGCUAAUUUCUUAAAUCAGACGGCUUUAGUGCAAUGCUUUUACCGUUUCUAGAAUUUCAAAUGUAUUCCGGCCAAUUACGUAUCUAAUUAUUUUUUCUACCAAAUAUACCAGGUUUGGUAAGCCAAGUGUCAUCGAGAUCCAAAGUGCCGACAUAUCUGUGGCGGCGGUUCAAUUUUUCAAUUUAAAUAGCACAAAUCUAGCUCUCAAGAAAAGAAGCGAAACAUCCACUUUUUCGUAGUGAAUAAAACACUACUGAAAAACUGAUUUUCGCUUCAACCUAUUAACAAAUCCUGCAAUAAAUAGUGAAACAAACGAAGGGAAAUAAUCAAGUAUCCAGGUGUGACGAUCAUGUAUUUAACUUUUGAAUUAAGAGCUAAGCAUUGGUGACAGUGUACUUUAUGUCGCCUGGGCGCUUCGUGUUUUAAAUUACUGUACAAAAUAAAUAGAUUUUGAUGGACUUUCCCACCGAGUCCUUCUCUGUUCAUGAUAUGUCUUUGUUUCACAGUGAAAACGAGAUAAAACCCUCCUAAAUUUCCUGACGUGACUAACAGACGCACGAAAAUCGUGAUUAAAUCGAGGGUUCCACCCCACGUUGAUAAAACAUCAAGUGACAAUUUUCAGAUGAUUGACAUUUUAAAACAAGCGCUAUAUACCUUUCUGGUCAGGAUCGUGGUUGACUACCGUAAAACCCCAGUCACAUGGUCACGCGUAACCCAAACCCCUAACCCCCCCCCUCCC
This is a messenger RNA of Stylophora pistillata, 3321 nucleotides long. Its product is annotated as histone-lysine N-methyltransferase SMYD3. NCBI's taxonomy places the organism in Eukaryota, Metazoa, Cnidaria, Anthozoa, Scleractinia, Pocilloporidae. Gene Ontology annotation, cellular component: nucleus. Gene Ontology annotation, molecular function: protein binding. The record is from RefSeq and is a predicted model, not a curated record.